AUGGGAGUCACUAAACUGGCUUCCAUCACCGUCAAAACGGAUUACUCUACAGCCAUUGCCCAUAACUUAAAAAGCAAAGAUUUUGAGAUUGUGCUUGCUGCAGGGCGGUCACCUGCAACGACGUUUCAGAUGGAGACAGCAACCACUUCGCUAAAGCGCCGCAUCCACGAAUCCAAUGCCAUUGCUCUGUUUGCUGCCUUUGGUCUGACUCAUAAUGCGAACAUGACUCAUCUUGCUGCCAUGGAUCUGAUCUCUCUGGAGACCUUCCAUGAUACGGGCAAGUGCGCUCUCCUGAUGAAUCAGUCUAUGGACUCCAUCAGUCGCCUGUGCAGUGAUACAACCCCAUGCAUAGUUUCCUAA
Messenger RNA from Aspergillus fischeri NRRL 181, 360 nucleotides. RefSeq lists its product as uncharacterized. Lineage: Eukaryota; Fungi; Ascomycota; Eurotiomycetes; Eurotiales; Aspergillaceae. The transcript is spliced from 2 exons. The coding region runs from base 1 to 360 and encodes 119 amino acids. The record is from RefSeq and is a predicted model, not a curated record.